AUGGUCCUCCCAACAACAAUUGUUCGUCCACUACAGCUGCUCACUCGCGUCCUGCAGUGGUCGAGCGCUGUCAUCGUUAUGGGUCUGACCUCAUACUUCAUCCACCACGGUCCCCGUGGCCUGUCCACCAUCUACCAGGAAGUUAUCGCCGUCAUCUCAGUCGUCUUCUUCAUCCCAGCUUUCAUUUCGCCAUUCCUACCCUCGUCGUUGAGCAAAUUCGUGCUCGCUAUCGACGUCGUAUUCUCCUACCUUUGGUUGACUGCCUUCAUCUUCGCCGCACAAGACUACAAUAGAGGCCAUUGCCGCAGCGCUAUCCCCACAGGCAUCGGCUGCAAGCGCAAGUGGGCCAAUGAAUCUUUUAUCUUCCUAGCUUUCAUCUUCACCUUCUUCGGCAUGCUCCUCGAAGUCCUCGCCCUCUGGGCCUAUCGUAAGGAAAAUAGCACUUCCCACCGCACCGCCACUGAGGACAAGGCCAAUCAUGGGGCCCGUCCACCUAUGGAUGCGCCUGCAGCUCCUGCUGGCACUGUCUAA
Penicillium concentricum is the source of this 531-nucleotide messenger RNA. Its product is annotated as MARVEL domain-containing protein. The transcript is spliced from 4 exons. Gene Ontology annotation, cellular component: membrane. The record is from RefSeq and is a predicted model, not a curated record. Lineage: Eukaryota; Fungi; Ascomycota; Eurotiomycetes; Eurotiales; Aspergillaceae. The coding region runs from base 1 to 531 and encodes 176 amino acids.